ACUUAUUUGUUUAUACCAACAGUUUCGAAAGUUUCCCGAAUUUUUAAUGUUUUUCCGGGAAUUUUGUUAGAAAGUCGAUUUAAGUUAUUUUUCCCACAAACCAUGAGCCACUUGCCAGAAAGCUUCGACGCGAUGCAGAAGCGCAUUGCUUUUGUGCAGCAACACUUUGGCUUGCAGCUUUGCCGUUUUUGUGGCACCGAAACCCGCGGGCUGUUGCGGAUCUUCACCGAGGAUCGCCAAACUUUCAACGCCGAACGUAACAUUGACCAGCUGCUGGAGAAGCAGUUUGUGCAGUUUGUUCCAGAGAAUGAGGCCGGAUUGCCAAAUUUUAUCUGUGAAAAGUGCGUGGAUAGUUUGGUUCGGUGGAACCGGUUCCAGGAGACGUUUAGUGCGACGACCAAGCUGCUGCUCAAGGUGCGGGAACAGCUGGUCGUCGAUGUUGGAGCGAUCAAGGUCGAUCCGGCGCUCGCCAGCGAGGAAGAUGACGACGACGUAAGUUAUGAGGAAUUUGAGGAGGAAUCGCAGGAGAAGGUGUAUCCUGAAGACCAUGAUGUUUACGAGAUUGAGUACGUGCACAAUUUGCCGGACAACGUGACGGUUGAGGACGUGACGAUCAUUGAGACGAUCGACGAGGAGUUUGAUCUGCCGUUGAGGGAAGAGAUCUUGAUCGAGACUAAAGAAGAGUCGAAUGAAUCGGAACAGUUUAUCGGAUUUGAUGAAAAGGAGGAAGAGAAGCAUGUUAUCGAGCUGCAGACAAGAAGCCGAAAGAGGAAGAGACGUCUGAGUCGAGACUCUGAAGAACCUGCCCCAAAGUCAACAACCCCUCAGCAAUGUCCAAUUUGUGGAGUUCUGGUCAAGGUUAAGAUGAAGCAUCACCUGUUGCGCCACUCGGACCCCGAGGGACGUCCCUUCAAAUGCACCCAGUGUGACAAAUCGUACUCGAUCAAGAAGACACUCGCCGAUCACAUCCGACAGGUCCACCAGAACAUCCGCUACGCUUGCGAUGUGUGCCAAAAGCAGUUCGUCAGCCGGGACGUGCUGCGCGUCCAUAAGAAGCUACACUCCAACGAGCAGCACCGCUGCCAGCACUGCGGUCAGACGUUCCUGCAGCGAGUCUACUUGCUCAAACAUAUGGCCGUGCAUGAACAGAAGCGGUUCACCUGCGAAGACUGCGGCAAGACGUUCCGAUUUAAGGAACUCAUGAAACAGCACGCCCGAAUUCAUACCGGAGAAAAGCCUUUUCCCUGCGGAUCGUGUGAUAAAAGCUUCCGAACGUCGACCCACCUGAAGCAACACAUGCGAUCCCACACGCAAGCCAAAGUAUUCAAGUGCAAGCUCUGUCCAGUGGCGUACGCCAACAAAAAGUCGCUGGAUCGGCACGUGGCUCGCGGACAGCAUCAAGUUGAAGUCAAACACAAGGGCAUUUCACGUCUGGUCGUGGAGGUGCGUCGUGGCAUAAUGGUUGGCCAGCAGCGAUUCCGCCUGAGCGAGGUUCCCCUGCUGAACCGGGACCACGUCAAGAUUCGUGACCCGGACAAGGUCGAGCACAUGCUGAACGAGCUGGUCGCGGGCGGCACCGAAAAGCUCCAGGUCGUGACGGACUUUGAUUAUACAAUCACCAAGCAGCGGCUGACGAACGGCGAGAAGAUUCUGACCAGCUUCGGGAUGUUCAACGAGUGCAGGUCGCUGCCGGUGAGUGUGCUGGAGGAGUCGAAGAAGCUGUUCCACAAGUAUAGGCCCAUAGAGAUCGAUCCGCACAUGCCGAUGGAGGACAAGGUGCGGUACAUGAUCGAGUGGUGGACCAAGACGGGAGAUUUGCUCAAAGGCUUCCCGCUUCCUCAAGAGGAAAUCGCCGAGGUGGCCAAACGCUUCAAGGACGGUCUCCGGGACGGAACCCCGCAAAUGUUCUACGACCUGGACCAGCUGGGCGUCCCAUGUCUGGUAUUCUCCGCCGGCCUGGGCGAUUCCGUGAUAUCGGUCCUCCGCCAGGCCAACGUCAUGUACCCGAACGUGAAGGUCAUCUCGAACUUCCUGCAGUACAACCCGGACGGAACGCUCAACGGUCUCCAGGACAAAAUGAUUCACACGUUCAACAAGAACGAGACGGCGCUGAAGGGGACGGACUAUUACGACCUGGUGCACGACCGGGACCACGUGAUCGUGAUGGGUGACUCGCUGGGUGAUGCCGGAAUGGCCGACGGAAUUCCGUCCUCGUCGCACGUGCUCAAAAUUGGGUUCCUCUUUGAUCAUCCGGAACAGAACCUGCCCCGGUACAUGGACACCUUCGACAUCGUGCUGAUCGAUGACCAAACCAUGGACGUGCCCCGAACGAUCGUCGAGAUGGUGAAGAAUAAAUCUCACAAUCAUUUUCGUUCCGUCGCUCGGCCGCGAAAGUCGCGCAAAAUUUUGCUCUCUGGUGAAAAAGUUUUCAAACAAAUUUUCAGUGCCGAAAAAAUGGAGCGUCCGAAGCGCGAGGAUUUCGACAAGAUUUGCCGGCUCUGCCUGAAGAGUGCCAGCCUGGUGAACAUCUUCGACCGGAACCCGAAAACGCAGCAGGAAUCGCUCAGUACGCUGGUCCGGGAAACGGUCGAAAUGCUCGGGCUGACGAUCGACCCGGACGAUAACUUCCCGCGUAAAAUGUGCCUACCGUGCAAAGACUCGUUGCGCUCGCUGUACAAAUUCAGAAACCAAUGCCAAGAGGCGAACGAUCUGAUACUGGAAGUUCUCUCUAGCUUUGAACUAACUGUAGCACAGGAAGUCCCUAGCAAAUUGACAGUUUCAGUCCCAGAGUCCCAACCUAAACUAUCCGAAGAAUUUAUCUCCGUCAAAGCGACAAGCACUCUGAUAAAGGAAGACAUUCCCGCUAUCGAUGAUCACGAUGAACCGGUGGAACUCUCGGAGCAAAUGGUUCUGGAGGCCGACUCGAGCAGUGCGCUCAACGUGUCGAUUGUGAAGAGCGAAGCGCCGAGUACGGUGACGGUGAGCGAAGAGUACGAAUACCUGGAGCAGGAAAGCGAACCAGACGACGGGGAGCGCGAUGGUAAGGUGGAAGAGAUGGAAGCGAACGCUGGGCAGGAUGUGUACACGAUCGAAAUGCAAGCCGACGAGGCGGAGGAAGAGCGGGAAGACGGUGGCGGGGAUGUUCAGAAUUUUGAGGUCUAUCUGGAAGAGAAUUCUGGUUCCGAUGAGGAGGAAGAAGCGAAAAGUGAGGAUCAGUCUGAACAGCUGCAGGUGGCAACGGUCAAACGCGGAAGCGUAAAGGGUCAGCUGUGCACGAUAUGUAACAAGUAUUCGACCUGCCUGAAGUAUCACAUGAUGUAUCACACCGGAGAGCGACCGUACUCGUGUCCGCAUUGCGAAAAGUCCUUCCGGACAUCCACAAAGCUGAAAAUUCACGUCGACGGGGUGCAUCUCAAGCUGAGGAAGUUCACCUGCGAGGUGUGCAAUAAAAAGUUUCUGGACGCGGGAAAUCUCAAAAGUCACAUGGCUACGCAUGCCGAGACGAGGAAGUAUGUCUGCGACUACGAAAACUGUGGGAAGGCGUUCGCUUUGCCGGGAACGUUACGGGUUCACAAGCUGACGCACACCCAGGACAAGCAGUUCGAGUGCAGUUUCUGUCAUAAGUCAUUCUUGUACAAGUGGCUGUUGGUGAAGCAUGAGCGAUCGCAUACCGGCGAGAAGCCGUACGAGUGCGAGGUGUGUCACAAGAGGUUCUCGACCUCGACCCAUGCGAAAACGCACCAGAAAAUUCACGAUCCGUUCCGCGAGAAACCGGCGAAGACUCCGAGGAAGAAGAAGCGGCAAGCCGGGGAAGAGUCCGACGAUGCGGUGGAAGUUGUGGUGUCAAUCGACCCGUCCGGCCCAUAUCCGAGGAAAAUUUGUCAAGUCUGCAAGGAUUUCCUGCGCGCGCUGCACAAGUUUCGCCAGCAAGCCCAGGAAGCGAACGAUUUGGUGAUGGAAGCGUGCCCGGGGGGCGACCUGCAGAUGCAGCUAGCGCUGCCUGUUCCAGUGCGCUCUCCGCCCUUGGUUCUUCCUCGGCCCCAGAUUCCAUCUCCGAGCGCUGCUGUUGUCGUGAAAAAUGAACGCACAAAUGUGUCCCAAAAGUCGCCUUCUCCGAGAGCUACAAGGCGCACAAGUCAGGACAAACCGUACAAGUUGGCGCGUGCCGUUCAACCAGUGCGAAAAACCUAUUCCUGCCAUUUGUGCGAUUUCAAAGGGUUCUCGCCGAAAGCUCUGUCAGCCCACCUGAGCAAGGAACAUCCAAGUCGGUACACGUGCGACAUAUGCGGCCAGCAGUUCAUGCAUGGAUCAGGCCUGUUGAUGCACAAGUAUGAAGCGCACGAUAUUCGUACUCUUCCGAAAAUGGAAAACUCCGGCUGCCUGGACCUAGAGACGCUGGAGAACGACAACGGAGAAUGCAAGCAGGACCAGCUGCGGAUCCGCCACUACAUGGACCACUUUGAGCGGCUGUGUCGGCUCUGCUUGGCCACGGAACGGCUCGUAAAUGUCUACUCGAUUGUUCAGGGACGGAACGUUUUCUACGUGCGGAACUUUGUCAAGGAGGGCUUCCGGCUGCUGGAGCAGAAGAUUGACAAAAAAGAUCAUCUUCCGAAUUUUAUCUGCGAAAAGUGUGAACGAAAUUUAAACAUUUUGUGCAAUUUUAAGAAAAAGUGUGACGCCUCCAGGCGGGUUCUGGAAAAGGUUCGCGACAAGACGAUCGUGCCGGAUGAUUUGCGGGAAGUGGAGAUGCUUGGGUCAGCGCCACCCGCUGCAACAACGAAUGAGCAGGGCAUUUCUGGCCGACUGAGGAGGUCAAAGAAAAUGCCCCAGCUGCAGAACAGUGGAGAGGUUCUAAAAAAGCUCCCCCAAACCACCAGCGUAGAAAAAGUUGACGAAACCGUUAAGCAUGAAACAUCAGCUCCAACACCACCGGAAGUCACUGCCCCUUCCGCUGAGACAAUCGCUUCCCCGCUCAAAAUCGAACCGGAAGAGAUCAAAGAGGAAGUUAUCGGCAGUGUUCAGGUAAUAUUCCCAGCUGACGAUGCCGAGCAGGUGGCUUUAGUCCCGGAAGAGGCAGCCGACGAUGCAAGCGAACCCGAACACGAGUCGGAGGAAUAUCUGGAGGAGCAUGAAGACCAGUCCGACAGCGAUUACCAACCGGAUGAUCCACAGGAAGAGGGUCAGCCUAGAAAGAGCGGUAGAAGGGGAAGAAGAGCCAAGUCGUCCGGUUCGUCAAGGUGUGACAAAAAGUCCAAGGAGAAGACGGUUUGCGCCAUCUGCGGGGCGCUGGUCAACAACGUCAAGUGCCAUAUGGUCAUCCACGAGGAGGUGCGGCCGCAUCAGUGCGAGCACUGCCCGAAGAACUUUACCUCGAGGAAUAAGUUGCAAUCACACAUCAACAGUGUCCACCUGAAAAAGCGCGACUUCAAGUGCGAAAUAUGUGGGAAGGCGUUCCUCGAAAAGAACAACCUUAAGGGCCAUCUUCGGAUCCACAACGGCGACCGCAAGUACCAGUGUGACCUUUGUCCGAAAAGCUUCCUCUUUGCGGGAACGCUCCGUUGUCACAAGUUGACCCACACCCAGGACAAGCAGCACGAGUGCCACGUCUGUGGCAAGCGGUUCCUCAUGCGGACCACCCUGAACAAACACCUGUACGUGCACAGUAACGAACGGCCCCACAAAUGUGAACUGUGCGAGAAGGCGUUCCGGACUUCGACGCACAAAAUCAUCCACAUGCGAACGCACACCGGAGAGAAACCGCUGCAGUGCCGGAUCUGCCUGACCGGGUUUGCCCACCACAAGGCGCGAAGUGUCCACAUGAAGACCAAACACGCCGAAGAGCUGCUGGCGUUGGACUUGCUGGACGAGAAGGGACAUCUCAAGUUUUGAGAGCAUGACACUUUAGGAGGUAAGGUUAGAAAGUGGUGUUUUUAACUGUCUUAUUUUGUGUGUUCAGUUGAUUUUACAUAAAAGUUGUGUGUAAAUUA
This is a messenger RNA of Culex quinquefasciatus (southern house mosquito), 5987 nucleotides long. RefSeq lists its product as uncharacterized. The record is from RefSeq and is a predicted model, not a curated record. Gene Ontology annotation, cellular component: cytoplasm; nucleus. The transcript has 14 exons. Gene Ontology annotation, molecular function: DNA-binding transcription factor activity; RNA polymerase II cis-regulatory region sequence-specific DNA binding; zinc ion binding. Gene Ontology annotation, biological process: regulation of transcription by RNA polymerase II; lipid metabolic process. NCBI's taxonomy places the organism in Eukaryota, Metazoa, Arthropoda, Insecta, Diptera, Culicidae. Bases 103 to 5889 code for a protein of 1928 amino acids.